AUGCCGCCCCCAGCGGACGGCGAAGAGCGUCUUCUAGUGUUUGUCGACGAGCUCCGCGGCCAGCUCGCCGUCCUUCUUGGGGGCCGGGCGGCAGAAGACGUCUGUUUUGGUGGGAGAAUCUCUACAGGAGCAGUAGACGACAUUCGCCGUGCUACAGACGUGGCAUAUAAGGCAGUAGCAGAAUAUGGGCUGAGUGGGACCAUAGGUCCAAUGUCAGUGGGUACCCUGGCGGGAGGAGGGUUGGACGGAGGGGGAGGGUUUUCCUGGGGGGGGAAGGACCAGGGGAGGCUGUCGGAUCAGGUGCAGGAUGAGGUGCAACAACUGUUACAGGCGGCUCUAGAGGUGGCCCGGGCGGUGCUGGUGUGCAACAGAGGGCUUCUGGAAGACCUGGGAAGGACGCUGCAAGAUAAUGAGACGGUGGAGGGAGCAGCUCUGAGCGCUUGGCUGGCGCAAGUAGAGGUGCCGCCACUGCUUAGAACUUUUGUGUACGGGCGGACGGUUGACCUGCCCCUGCUCCCAGCUGAGAGCAGUGAAGAGGAUGCAUGA
Molecule: messenger RNA, 546 nt
Organism: Closterium sp. Naga37s-1
Lineage: Eukaryota; Viridiplantae; Streptophyta; Zygnematophyceae; Desmidiales; Closteriaceae
Source: the annotation of a GenBank genome assembly